AUGGCAUCUCAGACUAUUCAUGAUAUUGCGACGAAAGGCUUUGAUGACGCCCAGUCUUAUGACGCACACCGGCCAUCUUACCCCCCUGCUGCUGUCGCCAGUCUUCUGGGACAUCUCGGUCUCGAGGGUCAAUCUGGACGCCAUAUCCUAGACCUGGCAGCUGGCACUGGCAAAUUCACUGAGCUUCUAUCUGCCAGGCCGGAAGGAUACAAAAUUAUUGCCGUAGAGCCGUUGGACUCGAUGAGAAACACCCUUGUUGCCAAGAAACUCCCCAAAGUAGACGUGCGGCCAGGUACGGCAGCUGAAAUGAAGGACGUGGAAGAUGGAUGGGCUGACGGCUGCAUUGUGGCUCAGACUGACAUUUUUGAAGGCCUUUCACUGUGGGAGCAGGAGCUCAGCGAGCUCAACUUCAACGAAAAGGUGGACAACGAGCCUCGGUUCCGACACUUGCUAUGGAAGAAAGUCUUCGACCGUCAAGCCGAAGCUGAGAAGCCAUUCUUUUCCACGCCCAUCGAGACCGAAAAAAUCACAUGGUCGAUUUGGUUGACCCCUGAUGCUUUGUGGGACAGAUUCGACACACUUAGCUGGAACAAACUUCGGCAAGGGGAGGAGCGUCGACUGUUCAGAGAGAAGUUCGACAAGAUCAUCAGGGAGGGCGAUGCCACGUUCAAUGAGAACGGUGAGGUUGAGCUUCAUGGGUGCACUUUCUUUGUCUGGACGUCACGUUUGAAUGGUCCAGAGUGA
This is a messenger RNA of Fusarium musae, 744 nucleotides long. RefSeq lists its product as uncharacterized. The record is from RefSeq and is a predicted model, not a curated record. NCBI's taxonomy places the organism in Eukaryota, Fungi, Ascomycota, Sordariomycetes, Hypocreales, Nectriaceae. The transcript is spliced from 3 exons. Bases 1 to 744 code for a protein of 247 amino acids.